Pogoniulus pusillus (Red-fronted tinkerbird) is the source of this 3376-nucleotide messenger RNA. It is a transcript of the gene SNX33, whose product is annotated as sorting nexin 33. The transcript is spliced from 2 exons. NCBI's taxonomy places the organism in Eukaryota, Metazoa, Chordata, Aves, Piciformes, Lybiidae. Gene Ontology annotation, molecular function: phosphatidylinositol binding; protein binding. Gene Ontology annotation, cellular component: cytoplasmic vesicle; plasma membrane. The coding region runs from base 1138 to 2826 and encodes 562 amino acids. The record is from RefSeq and is a predicted model, not a curated record. Gene Ontology annotation, biological process: mitotic cytokinesis; cleavage furrow formation; endosomal transport.
CAGCGUGUGACCUGCCGCGCCGCUCGCCGCCGCUCCCGGGCUGCGAACCGUGCGUCACGGGAGGCUGGCGGCCAGCCCCGCCACCGGCAUCGCCACCGCCAGCGGCACCGGGUACCGGCACCGACACUGGGGAGAAGCAGCGGGCGUCGACACCGGAACCGGACGGCGGCACCGACAGCAGCCCCGGGCACACGAGCGCGGGCAGGCAUCAGCAGCGAGUGACGACCCCCUAACGGCCCCCGGCCCGGCCAUGCGGUGAGGAGCGGCCCGGCGGCUCCGCGGGGCGACGGGAGGCGCUCGGUUCUCCGGCCCUGGUAACGGCAGCGGCGCGGCAGGCCAGGCUGCCCCCACCCUGCGCCGCCGCCUGCACCAGCAGCCGCCAGCUCGCCCCCAGACCGGGGAGUUGCGGCGGAGGCAGCUCUCGGUACCGGUGCCUGUGCUGUCCCGCCAGCAGGGCCAUUCUUCUCCGUCCUGCGUGAGAUUUGCUGCUUUCCAGCCGGAAAACCCGCGAAGAACAACAAAAACAAGGCACCGAAUCCCGGGAAAGGCGGCCCGGAAAGGAAUUGCAAAAUCCCCGGGCCGGGAUCACGGGAGGUUGAGCUGGUUUGGGGUCGCUUCCCAGUGCCUUCCCGGCGCCUACCGACUGGCGGGGAGGAGGCUGGGCUAUUUUGGCCAUAGGGACCCCGAGAGAAGUGACUUUGGAUUUAUUUCCUUGCUGGCAACCAGUUCUUUUCCUCCCGGGAAGUGGGACGGAGGGAUCAGCGUCCCAGCCAGAGAGAAACCUGCGUGGACAUGGCAGAGCCCAGCUCUGGCUCCAGCUGGGGCUUCGAUCCCGUAGGAACGAGGGAAAUGCCGCUGGCUUGACCGGGAAAUGUUGUUUUUAAAGUGGGGAAUGUUGUUUUUAACUGGGGAAUGUUGUUUAUAAGCAGGGCACUGGGAUUGGGGGGGGUCACUUGGCCAUAGGGACCUUGGCGUCGGCUCUUAAGGGAUUUCUUCUGCACCGCUUUUUCUUGCCCCGGGAGUCCUGCCCCUUGCCCACCUGCCCUGCGUGGUGGCCCCGCUGCUGAGCUCGCUCCCGGGGGAUUUGUUCCGGGAUUGCUGUACGCCGUGGUCCCCCAGCCAGCCUCGGGAUCGGCCAUGGCGUUGAAAGCCAGAGCGCUUUACAGCUUCCAGAGUGAAAACAAAGAGGAGAUCAGCAUCCAGGAGAACGAAGAGCUGGUCAUCUUCAGCGAGAACUCCCUGGAUGGGUGGUUACAGGGCCAAAACAGCCGCGGGGAGACCGGCCUCUUCCCUGCUUCCUACGUCGAAAUCCUCCGCUCCCGGUCAGGCUCCAGCUACACGGACUAUUCCAGCAGCCCGGCUGGCUCCCCCGGGCACGACUUCUACACAGCGCCCGCCAACCCCAGCAUCUCCUACCAGGGUAGUUUCGAGGAUGAUGAUGAUGAUGAUUGGGAUGACUGGGAUGAUGCUUGCACAGUGGUGGAGGAACCUCGGAGUGCGCCGGGCACCAAUGGGCACCCUUCACCCAGCCUUCAGUACCCAGCAGCCUAUGACCACCACCAGCAUGCUGGUUACCGUCCCAAGCCGGCACUGGAGAGGCAGGACAGCAUGAGCUCCUCCAAGAGGGGCAGCGUGGUGGGGAGGAACCUUAACCGCUUCUCCUGCUUUGUCCGUUCAGGGGUGGAAGCCUUCAUCCUGGGCGAUGUACCCCUGAUGUCCAAGAUUGCCGAGACCUACUGCAUUGAGAUGGGCUCCAAAGGUCCCCAGUGGAAGCCAAACCCCCACCCCUUCAUCUGCUCUGUGGAGGACCCGACCAAGCAAACGAAGUUCAAGGGCAUCAAAAGCUACAUCUCCUACAAGCUGACCCCCAGCAGCAUCAACUCUCCUGUCUACCGGCGGUACAAGCACUUUGACUGGCUCUACAACCGCCUGCUGCACAAGUUCAACGUCAUCUCGGUGCCCCACCUGCCCGAGAAGCAGGCCACGGGGCGCUUCGAGGAGGACUUCAUCGAGAAGCGCAAGCGGCGGCUCAUCCUCUGGAUGGACCAUAUGACCAGCCACCCUGUCCUCUCCCAGUACGAAGGCUUCCAGCACUUCCUCUGCUGCCGCGACGAGAAGCAGUGGAAGCUGGGCAAACGCCGGGCGGAGAAGGAUGAGAUGGUGGGUGCCAGCUUCCUCCUCACCAUCCAGAUCCCCACAGAGCACCAGGACCUGCAGGACGUGGAGGACCGCGUGGAUGCCUUCAAGGCCUUCAGCAAGAAGAUGGACGACAGCGUCCUGCAGCUGACCAAUGUGGCUUCGGAGCUGGUGCGCAAGCACGUGGGAGGCUUUCGGAAGGAGUUCCAGAAGCUGGGCAAUGCCUUCCAAGCCAUCAGCCACUCCUUCCACAUGGACCCUCCAUACAGCUUGGAUGCCCUCAACAAUGCCAUCUCCCACACUGGCAAGACGUAUGAGACCGUGGGGGAGAUGUUCGCCGAGCAGCCCAAGAAUGACCUAUUCCUCAUGCUGGACACUCUCUCUUUGUACCAAGGGCUCCUCUCCAACUUCCCAGACAUCAUCCACCUCCAGAAAGGCGCCUUCGCGAAGGUGAAGGAGAGCCAGCGGAUGAGCGACGAGGGCAGGAUGGACCAGGAGGAGGCCGACGGCAUCCGCAAGCGCUGCCGCGUGGUGGGCUUCGCCCUGCAGGCCGAGAUGAACCACUUCCACGAGCGGCGCGUGGCCGACUUCAAGAGGAUGAUGCAGUCCUACUUGAAGCAGCAGAUCAUGUUCUACCAGCGUGUCAGCCAGCAGCUGGAGAAGACCUUACGCAUGUACGACAACCUCUGAGGCCUCCUCCGCUUGCUGCCCCGCCGCAGCCAGGCGCUGCUCCGCUCCAGCCUCGCAGACCCUCUCCGUUUGCCGUGGGCUUGAGAGCAAGCAUGAACUCGUGACGCUAGUGACCAAAUAAACACCUUCGGGCUUUCUUCCCCCUUCCCACCAGGCGGGCAGGCUGCGGUCCUGCGGGGAAGGGCUUGUCCAUGGGCUGCCCAUGACACCUCUUUCCCUGGUGACCUCCCACCCUGCCGCGGGUCUGGCAGGGGCACAGGGCAGGCUGAUGGGAGGACGGGCAUGGAGGUGGCGGUGCUGGUCUCUCUGCGCAGUGGUUUUUAAGCUUUCUGAAAACCCAUCCUCCUGGAGCAGAGAGGGUGGGUGCAUCCCAGCCCGCUGGGAGAAGAAAUCCAAGCAGUCAACAUUUUGCACACUACAAGCUUUUUCUGACUUGGGGUGGGAGUGGGGAAGAGAGAAAAGCAAAAGAUCUUUAUUUGGAAGAUAAUGAUUUUUGUUUUCCCUUCCUCAUCUCAAGAUAUUUUCAAUACUUCCUUUUUUUUGGCAGAUG